GACGUACAUUUUCAUAGCAGGCGGUUCAGAGACAGUAUUCAAAAUAUACAUAUAUAUAGACAUAUAUAUAUAUUUCUGAUUUUAAAUAAUAAGUAAAGUGAAAAACAAAAUAACGAAAUGUUGCGCUUAGUAGCUGCAGUGCUUAUAUACGGUUUUAUUGCAACUGUUGCCGGCGCCGAACAUGAUGUGCUGGAACUCGGUGACGACAAUUUCGUAUCCACUUUGAAGCAGCAUGAGACGACAUUGGUUAUGUUCUAUGCACCCUGGUGCGGACACUGCAAGCGCUUAAAGCCCGAAUAUGCCAAAGCGGCUGAGCUAGUUAAGGAUGACGAUCCCCCAAUCAAAUUGGCCAAGGUUGAUUGUACCGAAGCUGGCAAGGAGAUUUGUAAUAAAUUCUCGGUCAGCGGAUAUCCCACGCUGAAAAUUUUCCGCCAGGAUGAGGUGUCGCAGGAUUACAAUGGACCACGCGAGGCCAAUGGCAUUGCCAAGUACAUGCGCGCCCAGGUGGGACCCGCCUCCAAGCAGGUGCGCAGCAUUGAGGAGCUCGCUAAAUUCCUGGACACCAAGGAUACCACAAUCUUUGGAUACUUUAAGGAUAUUGACUCUCAAUUGGCUAAGACCUUCCUGAAGUUUGCCGACAAGAACCGCGAGAAAUAUCGCUUUGGACACAGCGACAACGAGGCCGUGCUGAAGCAACAAGGCGAAACAGAUAAGAUUGUGCUGAUACGUGCCCCACACUUGAGCAACAAAUUCGAGUCUUCCACUAUUAAGUUUGAGGGCAGCUCUGAGUCCGAUCUGAGCACUUUCAUAAAGGACAAUUUCCAUGGCUUGGUUGGUCAUCGCACCCAGGACACAUCGCGCGAUUUCCAGAAUCCUCUGAUCACUGCUUACUAUAGCGUUGAUUACCAGAAGAACCCCAAGGGCACCAAUUACUGGCGCAAUCGUGUGCUUAAGGUAGCCAAGGAGUUUGUCGGCCAGAUAAACUUUGCCAUCAGUUCCAAGGAUGAUUUCCAGCAUGAAUUGAACGAGUAUGGUUACGAUUUUGUUGGUGACAAGCCCGUCAUUUUGGCUCGCGACGCCAAGAAUCUCAAGUAUGCGUUGAAGGAGGAGUUCUCCGUGGACAGUCUGAAAGACUUUGUUGAGAAGUUGCUGGACAAUGAGCUGGAGCCGUACAUCAAGAGUGAACCGAUUCCAGAAUCCAACGAUACGCCUGUUAAGGUUGCCGUGGCCAAGAACUUUGAUGAGGUGGUUAUUAACAAUGGCAAGGAUACGCUGGUCGAGUUCUAUGCCCCCUGGUGCGGUCACUGCAAAAAACUGACCCCUAUUUACGAGGAGCUGGCUGAGAAGCUGCAGAACGAAGAGGUGGCCAUUGUCAAAAUGGAUGCCACUGCCAACGAUGUACCGCCAGAGUUCAAUGUGCGCGGUUUCCCCACGCUCUUCUGGCUGCCAAAGGAUUCGAAGAACAAGCCCGUCAGUUACAAUGGCGGUCGCGAAAUCGAUGAUUUUAUCAAGUACAUUGCCAAGGAGGCGACCACAGAACUGAAGGGCUACGACCGCAGCGGCAAGCCCAAGAAGACCGAGCUGUAGACGCCAACUCGCCGUCUGCGUACAUCUAAAUUAGCGUGUAACUCAAGUAGCAUUUCCAUAUUUUUGUAAAAUCGAAUGCAUUCUCAGCCAACAGCCAACCGCAAAAGCAACAAAAAAAAACACAUGUGUAUUAAAUUAUUUAAUAGUGUGAUGAUUUCUUGAAAUUCAAUUAAUACUGUCAAUAAACGUAAUAAC
This is a messenger RNA of Drosophila novamexicana, 1782 nucleotides long. RefSeq names its product protein disulfide-isomerase A3. Gene Ontology annotation, molecular function: protein disulfide isomerase activity. The record is from RefSeq and is a predicted model, not a curated record. Gene Ontology annotation, cellular component: endoplasmic reticulum. Gene Ontology annotation, biological process: protein folding; response to endoplasmic reticulum stress. Lineage: Eukaryota; Metazoa; Arthropoda; Insecta; Diptera; Drosophilidae. The transcript has 5 exons. Bases 118 to 1587 code for a protein of 489 amino acids.